Magnolia sinica is the source of this 997-nucleotide messenger RNA. RefSeq lists its product as uncharacterized. The transcript is spliced from 2 exons. The coding region runs from base 222 to 764 and encodes 180 amino acids. The record is from RefSeq and is a predicted model, not a curated record. Lineage: Eukaryota; Viridiplantae; Streptophyta; Magnoliopsida; Magnoliales; Magnoliaceae.
CAUCCCACUAAGCCAGAGCAUCGAAGUUUCUCUCUUCGCAUACUCAGCUUCCUCGAACCUUCCUCGUUUGUCUUACGAGCUUGCAUCUUCGAGGGAGGUCGUGAAAUAACUCUAGCCCUUGCCUUCGAAAACAAGAAGAACUUCCUCUAUCGAUUCUUCGAAUCUCUAGCAAAAUCCCAGCCCUAACCCUAACCCUAAUCCGAUCUUUCUAUUCCGCUGCCAUGAGAUCUCGAUCGACUCCCAGCCGGGAAUCCGACACCGUCGGGAGGCCCGCCUCCUUCCACGGCCGCAUUCCGGGGAAACCCGACACGCCGCCCAAGCUUCGACGGCCGGAAAGCCAUCCGGAGCUACUCCGGCGAAGGGGCGCUGUCGCCGGGAACCCGAUCUCGCCGGAGAACAGCAGCCAGAGACUGACGAAGCUUCUUCUCAACGUUACGGUACAGCGGAGCUUGGGGCCGGUUCACGUCGUGAUGUCGCCGGAAAGUACCGUCGCCGACCUGAUAAAAGCGGCUUUGGAGGUUUACGUAAAGGAAGGGAUGCGGCCAUUGCUGACGCAGACGGAUCCGCUGGGAUUCGAGCUCCAUUACUCGCAGUUUAGCUUGGAAAGCUUGAAUUCGAAAGAGAAGCUGGUAGACCUGGGAUCUCGCAAUUUCUUUCUUUGUCCGAAGGCGAGUUCAGUGAAUAAUACGUGCUCGAAUGAAGCAACCAAGGCGUCUAAGUCUCCUUUUCCAUCUUUAAUUAAAUUCAUGGAUUUCUUGCCUUAAAAGUUUAUUUUUAUUAUUUUCAUUUUCUCUGUCUAUCUAUUCAUCAUUGCCUCAUUAAAAAGCUCUAAAAUUCAAGGUAAUGGAAUCUGUGUUUACGUCAUGCAUUCGCACGUGGGGUUUUAGUCGACCGUUGGUGCACAUGUACAUUGUAUGUAUCUUCUAUCUACAUUGGAAAUGUAUGUCUCGGAUAUUGUAAGAUACCCUUGGCUGCAAUUAAAGCUGUGUUUUGGAUA